Symbiodinium pilosum is the source of this 471-nucleotide messenger RNA. The record is from the annotation of a GenBank genome assembly. Lineage: Eukaryota; Dinophyceae; Suessiales; Symbiodiniaceae.
GAAGAGCAAGAACGGCUCGCAGCGGAGGAGGAGGCGAGAAGGCAGAAGGCUGCAGAAGAGGAGGCGGCCGCGCGGGUUGAGCAGAGAAUAGCUCGCCUGACCGCUUUCGAAAAGGAACACCCUGUCCCUGAGGCUGGGUUGCCACAAGCAACUGUGCGUUUCCGAGCAGCCAGUGGGGCCACUAUUCAACGUGCUUUCUCCGAAAGCACGGAGGUUUCUGCCUUGUUCGAGUUUGUUGCCGUGGCGGAGUGGGAUGGCCCAACUUUGGGCCGGCGAUUUGAUCUCAGGACUUCUUUCCCAGUGACGAACUUGCAGGGCAAGGAGUCACAAACGCUCAGGCAGCACAGAAGCCGGAGAACAACUGGGCACUUGUUUCCAAGAUAUGGAGAAAAAACAGGCAAGAGGUUUUCAGCAGUGAACAUGAAGCCAGCUAUUCAAAAAGAGUGGUUAUCGGCUUUGCUCAAUUCUUGA